Messenger RNA from Penicillium samsonianum, 2451 nucleotides. Its product is annotated as kinase-like domain-containing protein. The record is from RefSeq and is a predicted model, not a curated record. Bases 1 to 2451 code for a protein of 816 amino acids. NCBI's taxonomy places the organism in Eukaryota, Fungi, Ascomycota, Eurotiomycetes, Eurotiales, Aspergillaceae. Gene Ontology annotation, molecular function: ATP binding; protein serine/threonine kinase activity; protein binding. Gene Ontology annotation, biological process: autophagy; autophagosome organization; protein autophosphorylation. Gene Ontology annotation, cellular component: cytoplasm; autophagosome. The transcript is spliced from 4 exons.
AUGGCGACACCCGGGCCAGAAACACGACCGGGCCUGAAAAUAGCCCGUAUUCCUGAUCUGGUCCUUGAUUCCAAACUGAGGACUACAUUUGUCCCCAACUUGAACGAGACUAUCCACACAUACGAAGAAUCCAACCCCACCUCUAGACGGCGAGUUGUUUCUAGAACUGAGCAUUGGAAGCGACAAAAGAAGAUUGGAAGAGGAAGCUGCGGGUCUGUGUGGCUGGAAAAAUGCAUCAAAGGUAAACGGGAAACCGAUCUUCGAGCUGUUAAGAAGAUCGAGACUACUAGGCGAUUUUCCAGCAUCCAUUACAUCCAGGAAUUGGAAGCCAUAGCAAAGUUCUCGCAUUCAAGAUACGAGCGAUGUUUCGUCAAGUCAUUUGGAUGGUACGAGAGUCCCGAUGCUCUGUUCAUUGUGAUGGAGCAUCUCGAACUAGGCGAUCUAUGGCACUAUUUGUAUGAUCGACCACCGCUGCCCGUAACAGAGGCAAGGGAGAUUGCUUUUCAGAUCCUUGAGGGUCUUGUUAUGAUGCAUGAGAACGAAUUUGCUCACAGGGAUCUCAAACCGAAUAACAUUCUCGUCAAAUCUCAUCCUCCGGAUGAAUGGUGGAUCAAGAUUACCGAUUUCGGUAUCUCCAAACGCGUUGAAGAAGUUUCUGGAAUCUCUACAACCUUGAAAGGCACCCGUGGCUACAUAGCGCCCGAGCUGUACGGAUUCACCGAAAAUGGCAGCCCGUAUGCUACCGAUAUUUGGUCUCUCGGCACAAUCGUAUUCCAAUUAGUCACAAAGGAGCUUGUCUUUCCCAAGAUUCCUCCACUUGUCAAGUAUACUGAAACUGGUGUUUUUCCCCCUCGAGAAGUCGGGCUCCUCGAGGCUAAACUCAGUCAACUGGGCAUUGAUUUUGUCCAAUGUCUUAUGCGUCCCAUUCCACAAGACCGACCAACGGCAGAGACAGCUAUCGAGCUCCCAUGGAUGAAAGAAGAUUUACCACAUGAGCCGUCAUCAGGAGAGACUAAAACCACACACUCAUCCACAGAAAGGCACUUGCGUUCUCACUCUGCCGCUACCCAAGAAGAUGCCAAAGACACCCAAAUUGCUUCCCUAUCUGAGUCCACGACGGAGGAGUUUGCAAGCUUGAAUACCCGAGUGGCUUUUGCGCACCCGGGAAGUAGCAGUCCAACAAGCAAUCGGUCAUUGAAAUCUUUCAACUCAAGCACAAAUAUGACAGCAAACGAGAUCGAGACAAUCUCCCAAUUAGUAGCAGAUGAUGGGCUAAUGACUGUUUUGUCCGCGAUCAGAUCCUCAGACCUCCCCAGUUCUACAACGGGGAAAUUCUUCGGUGGGAACUAUUGGAGGAUGCCAAGUUGGAUGCAACCCCAAAGGUUCAUAAAUACUCCACCAUCUAGCACAACAACAGGCCUCAAUGAUGGUCCAGAGUUGAAAAUGGGAAAGCUGGGCAGCCUUGAAUUGUUUGGGCCCUUUCAGGGCGCUGAUUGUCCUGUCAACGCGCUUGCCUUCUCCCAUGACUCUGCACUCUUAGCAGCUGGCUUCGAUAACUCAUAUAUCCGUAUCUGGGAUUUAAUUGGGUCAAAGGACCCCCGAGACAUUCGUUCCCGAGUUAUUCGUGGCUUUGGGGGUCCUAUUUCAGCCAUGGCUACCUCUUCGCGGGAUGGUGGUUUGCUGGCAUCAUGUCCCUUGAGCAAGCCAAUCAUCCGUAUAUAUCGCUUUAAAGAAUCUACGCAAGCGACUCAUAUGGAUCUUUAUCCCGACGCGGAUUUAGAACCUUUCACUUCUCUGUCCUUCUCGCCAGAUGGUAUAUACCUGGUCGCGAUUGAUUCUGAGGGAAGAAUUACAUAUUGGAAUGUUGAGACCAGAAGAUGGCUUGGAAUGCUGGAGCAUGACAGUCCAUGCCAGGCCAUCGUUUUUUCUCCUGGUAGUCAAACUAUCAUCUCUAUCUCCCACACCAGACUCUGCCUUUGGAAUGCGAAAACAAAAACCAAGUUAGAAGAUUAUGGAAUCCCACCGAGUGCAGGACCCAUGACACUAGCGUCCACCGGUGAUACUUUCGUCACUGUCACUUGGAAAGACGCACAAUGCUUCAUUACCUGCUUUAAUCAAACAGGCGUCCCAUUACUAAACAUUCGUUCAAAUACGGUUAAAGCCCUGGCUUUAUCCCCAGCGCGAAAUGCUUUACAUGGUCAUAUGAAUGUCUCUCUAGCGAACAAUAUGCUGGCAAGUAUUGAUGAAUACGGACAUAUCGCCGUUCACAAUAUCAAUACUGGUGACAUUUACGAAUCCGAAGCCCUGGUGAAUGACCCUAAACUGCUUGCUUUCUCUCCUGACGGGAGGUUCCUUGCAUCAAGCUCUCUUGACGGGAAAGUCUGGUUAUGGAAUACUUUGCCGCUUGGGCUUUGGGGGCCACCUCAGCCCAUCUGUGAGAUGCCCGGCUAG